AGAGAUUGAGGCAAUUUUAUACAACGCCUUGCUGACAAUUUAUUGCCGAAAUAGAUUUUCUUAAGUGUGCCAUCGCGAUGGCUGCUCCAGCAGCCUGUACGCGUUUUUCGGACAAUUACGACAUCAAAGAAGAGCUAGGAAAGGGUGCCUUCUCAAUAGUAAAAAGAUGUGUCCAAAAAUCAACUGGAUUUGAAUUUGCUGCAAAGAUUAUAAAUACCAAAAAGUUGACAGCAAGAGAUUUUCAAAAACUAGAACGUGAAGCUAGGAUCUGCCGAAAAUUACACCAUCCAAAUAUUGUGAGAUUGCAUGACAGUAUCCAGGAGGAGAACUAUCAUUAUCUUGUUUUUGAUCUUGUAACUGGUGGUGAACUUUUCGAAGACAUUGUUGCACGCGAAUUUUAUUCAGAGGCUGAUGCAUCACAUUGUAUUCAACAAAUAUUGGAAUCGGUCAAUCACUGUCACCAAAACGGUGUGGUGCAUCGAGAUCUGAAACCUGAGAAUUUACUAUUAGCUAGUAAGGCAAAGGGUGCAGCUGUGAAACUCGCUGACUUUGGUCUAGCCAUUGAAGUUCAAGGCGACCAUCAGGCCUGGUUUGGAUUUGCUGGCACACCGGGUUACCUAUCGCCGGAGGUAUUAAAAAAGGAGCCCUACGGAAAAUCGGUAGAUAUAUGGGCAUGUGGAGUAAUUCUUUACAUACUGUUGGUGGGCUAUCCACCAUUUUGGGAUGAAGACCAACAUAGAUUAUACUCCCAGAUAAAAGCAGGAGCCUACGAUUAUCCCUCGCCAGAAUGGGAUACAGUAACACCAGAAGCAAAAAAUUUAAUUAAUCAAAUGCUAACUGUGAAUCCAAAUAAACGAAUAACCGCAUCCGAGGCUCUGAAGCACCCAUGGAUUUGUCAAAGGGAACGUGUGGCAUCUGUUGUGCAUCGUCAAGAAACCGUGGACUGUCUCAAGAAAUUUAAUGCACGUCGCAAGCUUAAAGGAGCUAUACUUACGACAAUGCUGGCUACUAGAAAUUUUUCUAGCAGAAGCAUGAUAACCAAAAAGGGUGACGGAUCUCAAGUCAAGGAAUCAACUGACUCCUCUAGCACCACCCUUGAAGACGACGACAUAAAGGAAGAUAAAAAAGGAAUCGUUGAUCGCAGUACCACAGUCAUAUCGAAAGAGCCCGAAGAAAUAAGGAUAGUGUGUCCUGCUAAAACUUGCCAGCAAAUUUCUGGAAACUCACAGUGCUCCUCAGCAGCUAGACGACAAGAGAUAAUAAAGAUCACUGAACAGCUGAUUGAAGCAAUAAAUAGUGGUGACUUUGAUGGAUACACUAAGAUUUGUGACCCUCAUCUAACUGCCUUCGAGCCAGAAGCAUUAGGUAACCUAGUCGAAGGAAUUGAUUUCCACAAAUUUUACUUUGAAAACGUUCUUGGUAAGAAUUGUAAAGCCAUUAACACAACAAUAUUGAAUCCCCAUGUACACUUAUUGGGUGAAGAGGCCGCUUGCAUCGCAUACGUCAGGCUAACACAGUACAUUGAUAAACAAGGACAUGCUCAUACCCAUCAGUCAGAGGAGACGCGCGUCUGGCAUAAACGCGAUAACAAAUGGCAAAAUGUUCACUUUCACCGAAGCGCAUCAGGAAAAAUAAGUGGAGCUACUACAUUCGAUUUUAUACCACAGAAAUAAGUUGCAUCAAUAUGGAUUGCAUUCAUCUCACCAAAGAUAAAAAGUCUAGUUGUGCAGUUCAAGCAGUUGAAUGUGCUACAUUCAUUUGCAGUUGACACAAAAAUGGUGUCUUACAUAUACAAAAGUUUAUUGUAAAGUUGAUAAUUUGUCUAAAUUAUAUUUAAUAUUUAUUUUAUGUUUAUAUUUAUAUUCUUAUAAAUACAAUCUAAGUCGAAGAAAAGUGAAAGUCCAAGUCAAGGCUUAUAAAUUCCACAGAAAGUUAAAGAUUAAACAUAAAAAACAGUAUAUAAUGAAAACUACGUUUCGUAGCCAACAUAUCUGUGGGAGUAAAAUAUGUAACUGGAGAACAUCAUGUUUGUAAAUCUUAAUGUGGGAAUGUGUUUCUAGAAUGGCCUGGUUUGCCUAUGCAAAGUCGUACUGACCAUCAGAGACUUUGGCAAAAAACAAAAAAAAAUACGAAAACUAUAAAAACCUAAUAAAUCUUUACUUACUCUUCUAAAAAUGCCUGCAAACAUUGUUAAUGUAUGUAUCUGAAUACUUAUAAUCAUUUGUUUAUCUGCAUAAGCACUUAAUUAUUCACGUUCGUAAAAUACAUAAACACAAAUAUAUAGCAUACAUAAGUAUGAUUAUAUGUAAUCGCAAAUAAAUGUGUGAAUAAACCAAAAAUUAAUAACACAA
Messenger RNA from Drosophila pseudoobscura, 2351 nucleotides. It is a transcript of the gene CaMKII, whose product is annotated as Calcium/calmodulin-dependent protein kinase II. Gene Ontology annotation, biological process: protein phosphorylation. Bases 78 to 1673 code for a protein of 531 amino acids. The record is from RefSeq and is a predicted model, not a curated record. Lineage: Eukaryota; Metazoa; Arthropoda; Insecta; Diptera; Drosophilidae. The transcript has 15 exons. Gene Ontology annotation, molecular function: calcium/calmodulin-dependent protein kinase activity; ATP binding; calmodulin binding.